CAGAAUUUCCUCCUCUGUUAAUGGAAACUGCUCUGAAUGGGUGACUCACAGAGAUGUGAGCCUCACAAAGCAAACUAUUUACAUCCUCAAAUGAGCUUUGUGACAGAUCACCUACACAGCACAUAUGCGUAGACAGAGUAGGGAUGUGUUGCUGUAAUGGAAGUGUAUGAUGAAUCAAAAAGCAGCAGCACUUCAUGGAUUCUAACCUCCACAUGGGCUGUUUCUUUGCAUGCAGCUCACUCCACAGCCUUCAAAGAACACACAAGAUUCAAGAAUUCUACAAGCCAAAGGGAGCAAGUCAACAAGAAGUGCUAGAGAUAGCCCAAAGAAAUCUAUACAUCAAGCUAGACUGAAAUGUCUUUUAAUCAUCACUAGACCUGUACCAAGUAAAACUUUGGGGCAAGAGAGCUUACCUCUGAAACGCCAGGGAAGCGGCUUGGUCUGCAGAACAGGAACGUGCACUGUCCCCCUAAUGACAGGCUGCCAAAUCCAAAAUGAAACAGCAUCAGUGUCAGUAACUCAUGUAAGAAAAGCACCAGGUAAAAGUAACAACAGUUACGGGGAGGCAGAUGAAGGUGGUUUCUGAGCUCUAACAGAAAGACUUUUAGAAGGGUUUACUUACAGACAAAAUCUGCUGUGAAAGAAUUGGCUGCAAGAAAGAACCAGUAUCCCUGGGCGUUUGGAUUUGUGAGUGAUUCUGACAGCAGAAACCAAUAAGAGCUUUCCUGACCCUUAUCAGGAGAGCCUGAGGGCAGGGUCCAGCCUUCUUCUAACAGAGGAUUACUUCAGGACCCCUGCACAGACCUGUCUACCUUGAUAUUUUUAAUCCUCUCUCAGGGAGAAGAAACCACUGCAUAUUUGCUGCACUCUGCAGCAGACAGCAGUUUACCAGCUGUGGUAAGUCUGGUUGAUUUAAGCAAAUGUUUGGGUUCCUAAGUUUCAUUUUUCUUCCGAAGACCUAGUCUCUACAGGUUGGGAAGCCAGCACACCAAGAAGAAGUACUGUCUCCAGGUCUGCAGACACUUGCAGACCUCACUGGCCUUUGCAUCAGGUUUUAGAUGUGGUCUUCAGUCUUCCUUGUGGUGCAGGUGAUUUUCUUCUCUAUACUUACCUGGAGACAUGAAUGACACCUGUACCAACAGCAGUAUCAACCCCAGAGUAGAACUGUUCCAGCUGAUCAUGUACACUCCCACAUUUAUCCUGGGAUUGCUGUUCAAUGUGAUGGCCCUCUCGUUGCUAUUUUUUCCAGCUAAAAAGCUGUCAGAAUCUACAGUCUACCUGAUAGCCCUUAUUUUCCUGGAUACUUUGCUGCUGUUCACUCUUCCUUUUAAAAUAGUUUCCUAUCACCUCCAGAACAACUGGAAAUUCGGGUCCAUGUUUUGUUCCAUCUUGGAGAGUCUUUACUUUAUAAAUAUGUAUGGCAGCAUCCUCAUCUCCCUCUGCAUCUGCGUUGACCGCUACAUCGCAAUCCAGCACCCUUUCAUGGCCCCUGCCCUGCGCUCCACCAAGAAGGCUGCUCUGGUCUGUGCUGUCAUCUGCCUGGGCAUCUCGGCUGGGACUGUGUCUACUUCCCAGUUUCAUGAGGAGAGCUACAACAUCUCGUCCUGCUUCUACAACUUCUCCAAAAGCACGUGGGAAAACACAGGCCUGAUAAUCACCCUGGAGCUGAUCUUCUUUGGCAGCAUGGUGGCCAUGGCCUUCUGCACCAUUCAGAUCAUCAGGUGUCUGAGAAAUCACAGAAAAUCAGGGAACACCCAGACACAUAUGACCAGAGCAGAGAAGGUAGUAGUGACAAACUUUGUCACGCUUUUGGUCUGUUUCACACCUUACCAUGUGACGUUCUUCCUGUACUUUUUGGUGAGAAAUGGCAUCAUGCACAUCCCUUGUCACACUGUGCUACGGGACAUCCUUCAUGUCACCCUUUGCUGGGCUAAUCUGAACUGCUGUCUGGAUGCGGUCUGUUAUUAUUUUGUUUUAAAGGAGUCUGCAGAAGGUUCGUUGCAAAACAAAGUGAGAAAGCACCAAGAGGAAAGAUUUGAUCCACACACUGAACGUUAGUUACUUUACCCAGCAAGAGGAGAUGCUAUCAUGAAAAGUGCAGGACCUUGAACUACUUUUCUAAACCAUUUACUUUAAAUACUCAGAUGUGAAAAUAUGUCAUAAAAAGAACAGAACUAAGCCUAUUUUCAGGGCUCCUAGCUUGCUUCCCUUCCACAAUGCUUUGUGCUGUCAUUUAUGGAUAAAAAGAAUCGAAAUUAUUUCUUGUAAAUAGCGAUGCAUAUCUCUUGGGAUGUGAUUCCCUUUUACUUUGGGAAGAAAAAAAAAAAAAAAAGUAUUUACUUACAAAUGGUAGCAUUUUUCACUUCAAUGUCCUCACCACACCUGCAGUCCUCCAGACCUUCAGUCACUACAGCCCUGGGCUGCAAAGAAGCAGAGACAUGGAGUUUAUGGCAAAAAGCUUCAGAUGAAAUCCUGUUGCCCCUACUGCCCUGAUCAUACAUUGUGUUAUAGACUGAGUUCCAGAUUUCCCUGCCAGCUCUUUUUACAGGCUUUUCACAUACUGGUUCCUUCCUGGUUGGAACUACAAAAGCAGUUUCAUGCACAGAGCCAAACCAAACAAGACAUUCAAUAAAAAAGCCUGAGCCCAGCGCAGCAGAGAACAGAUGACAACCCCCCCAUUCACAGGGAAGUAAGGUAAAAGCCCCAAAGCAGCAACCAGCACCAUAGGACCUCAAACGACUUUUUGUACCUUGGAAGAAGAUGAGCGCUAUCACUUCCCAAACAAACGAGGCAAUAAAAAAAUCCACUGACAGAAGCCUCACAUACCAAUCAGUUACUUUCUUAUCAGUGCUCACAGGCAUCCAGAUAGCCUGCAUUUGUCAUUGGUGGUCCCAAUGAGAGAGGGACUGAGAGAGGCAACGCAGUGCCCUGAGUACACUGCUGCCUCCAGCACUGCUCUGUAGCAGCCAGUCCCUUUGCCAGGGUUGAGAAUGAUGACAACUGAAGCAGUUAGUGUUCAUAUUCACGUAGAGCUGGAUCCUUGCAGUAUUAUCUCCCAGACAGGGAUACUAAUUCCAGCCUCUCCACUGACUUUUCUCUGUACAUUUGUGAGAAGGAUUAUGCAUAAAACCAAGAACUGACUUCCUCUUGAGCUCCACUUUGCAUGUGGAGAAAGUGAAAGUUUAUGAUGUUGCCACAUCUUUGUACGAGAUCUACACUGAAGAAGUGCAGUUGCUGAAGAAGGAAAUGCAAGCCUGAUGCGGACAUCAGUAUCUUCCAUUUCCUCCCUCAGUAAAUUCAGAAAAUCUAGCUAGCUUCCCUGCCAGCAGACAGCAGAUCCUCAUCGCCUCCUUGUUCACAGCUUGCCCUUAGCUGCACUGCAAUAGACACAGAGGUUUUAUCACUGAGAUUUCAGACUUUUUUUUGGAAACGUGGUUUAUGUAUAACAGAAGAAAGCAUUGCUGGUGCAGAAGACUUAGCAGCGGUUAAAAUGGACACCAAAGGGGUUGUUGACUUUAACCAAUAACGCCUGAAUAUAGGAACAGAGAUUGUAUCAGUUCCUCACAAGGCAAAAAAUGCCUUAGUAUAAUGGGAAACUGAUUUCAAUUGCAUUUCUGCAGCACGAGGCAGCUCCUCCUCCCAGAGAAGGAGUGUGAAAUAGUUUAUUUUGCUUUGCAAGUGGAGUGCUGCAAUGGGCACAGGCAGAAAUCACACUCCAUUCAGCAAAGCUGCUGCAUACUCUCUUACUGACCGCAUUUACUGGUGAUAGUGAUGUUAUCAGAUAAAGUGCUGUAAAGAUACAGAAAUGACACCACACAGUGACAGGAGCACUCCCAUUGCUGACCUUGCUGUGACAGAGUCAGAGGGACACACGGCCCUGGACACAUCUGGUAUUGGUGGGAGGAUGCUCUGCCUCUCACACCUGACCUCUGCAGCCUUCUCCUGGAUUUGCAACUGAGCAGUGUGCAGCAGUACAAUUCAGUUGAGUGCAGCAGCUUGCCUUGCUCAGCUUCAGAGUGAAGGGGAACUGAUUUCUCUAGAAAGGCAAAGGCUUUUCCCUCCACUGAGAAACUUCUAGCAAUAGACUCCAAUGACUCCCUGUAUUUUAGAUACUGUGAAAGGCAAAGCACACCUACAACAUCUCUGUUUAUCCAUCAUCUCAUCUCACUUAUUCUCCUUACUCCAAUUUUUGUACAUUGCUGCUUCAAAAGGGUGACAUUUACCACAUUUUCUAACAUGACAAAACAGUUGCUGUUAAGAAUCCAAACAGCUGUUCUAUGAAGGAUCACAAACAUUUCCCAAGAAGAACACCAAAGAAUGUAAAAUUUUAUGUCUGCUAUAUACCACAGAUUUCUAUUAAUCCUUGUCUCCGUUCCAAAAGAUUAAGCUGGUUUUAUACCUGUGAGCAAAUAUUAGCAGUUUAGAGUUCUGAACGUGGCCAGUCAGUUGUUCACCUGAAACUAAGCAUUACAAACCCAGGAAAUCCAGGUUAGACUGCACUUCAGAACACAUCAAUGCAAUCCUGACCAUUCCCUGUUAAUUAUUAACUUUGUGAUAACAAAACCAUCUCCCCGAGUGACACCUAACCCAGGCCCACUUGGCCAGCCAGUGUCUGAGACAAUGAAGGGCAGUAUUUGAAUUAGGUUUAUGCAUGAGAAGUUUCAGACAGCAGAGACCAGUCUGACUUCAGCUGUGCUAAUAGGCUUGAAAACAUCCCAACUAGAAGGGGGCAGAAACAAAUGAAUGGGACUGUCUGCAAACCAGACCUAGUGGAGCUGUAAAGCCCUGUGGAUAGGUUUGUUUCCCUCAUGCAGAGUGAAAUAAGUUAGUAUUAAUAAUGAAUGUGUUUAUGCAGGCCAUUUUAUAUAAGUAGAGAGAAAGCAAAAGAGGCUGAGCUCUGAAGUACACAUCCUUGAUCUGACCUCAGGCUCUUGCAGAAACUCCUGCCUGCAUCUACCCAGCGAGGGUCAUGGGGCAGAGCCCUGCUGCACAGUGAGACAUGCUCACUGCCACUUGAGAUGCUCUGGGGUGCCCCACUCAAUCACCCAUUCCAAGUUAAAUGGGGAUGGGCUCUACUGGGCUUUUCUCACUUCUCACUGCCCCUCACUGCUAGCCUGCCACAAACCUCCAACCCCUUAGGCCAUCACACACAGCACAAGGACUCCUAAAUCCUAUCCUACUCACUGAACUUCAGGUUGUGUAGCUUGCAGAUCAAGGCAGCCAGACUCCCAUAUCGAGAACUAACUUAUUUGCUUCAGGUGAAGGGGCUGUUUUUCUAGAAUUCAUCUGCAUACAUUCAAGAACCUUAUUUUCAGUGUCCUUCACCAUUCUUACAGUCACAUCUGUCAUAUGAGGUCUACACUCCUGCCCCCACCCAGUGCUUACACAUCCUUUGAACACAGAUGUGAACAGCACCACGUAGGUCACCCUCUCUUAUUAAAGUUUGGACAAAACUGUCUGGGCACAAAUUAUUUUCCCAGGCAAAUAAAAAACGUCAAAGCAGCAAAACUUGAAGGUAACCCUGAAGGAGCUGGGAGAACAGAAGAUCUUUGCAGAUCAGUUUGAGGGCUCCUAUAAAAGUCUGUGGGUAACCAAUGUGGCACAAAAGUCAGAACAAAGUGUUGCUAGGCAAGUUUCCCAAACCCAAGGAGAUGAAGAAGAGGCAGUGCAAGGCUGCAGAAGGUGACAAACCAUUCUGUGGAACAGAACCACAGUGCAGGUUCCCUGCUGGAGCAAACAGAGAGCGGAGGGGGAAUUCACUGAUGAAACUUCCAUUUCUUUAGUGCACCCCACUCUCACUGCAAACCACAUUCCCUCAACUUCUGCUGCACCUGAUGUUAGAAACCCUGUUCUAUAUCGCAGUCAGCAGCUGUGGAAAUGAAGUCAGGAUUGUAGCCUGGAGGGCAUGAUUGAAUUGUGAGCACCCAAUUGUGCUCACUGCAGAGAUUCCAGUGGUCAGGCUCCAAGCAAGGAAUAACUAAUAGGGGAUAGACCAGUUCUUGAGGAAAAAAAGGGCCCUGCUUUCAUACACAUAGUAUUUGUUAGGAAGACCAAUGGAGGAGAAUAAGGAAAGUCAGAGGUGAAGCAGCGGAAUCCUUCAGGGCUGAAGGUUUUUCAGGAGAAUCUUUAAACUGUAAACAAAAUUUCAGAGCUGUUUGGGCUUUGCUUUUGCAGCCCUGGGUGGAAGUUUGUAGACACAACCCAAAGCAGGUGUCAGGUUUGCUUCAGCUUUUUCUUUGUCACUUCACCCUUAUUCAUUUGUCACUAUUUAUACCCUUACAGACGAUGUCCAACAUCUGUUACUAAACAGUGAAAGGAGAUAAAAACUUUAAGAAAAAAUUAACCCAAGAAGGAAAGCAAAUCAAAGCAAAGAGCAGAGGGGUGGUAAAUUAACAGCAGCUCUCCCCAGCAGGUGUCCACUCUGGAAGCUGCCAUGGGAGAUCUCAGCAGCAGCACCAGUGCCAGGAGACGGAUCCAUAGGGACUGGGGUGGCUGUGGGAGCGUGCAGGAAUCGUCCAGUAAAUUGAUGGGAAAAUCUCCCUCCCUUGGGCUGCCACAAAGAGAAAAUGUCAGGAGAAGGUACAGGCAAGUGGCAGAGCAGUGACCAGGCAGCAAGCAAUGCAGCUGCUGGGGGCUGUGUGCCCUGGCUGCCUCCUGGUGCUGCCCUCUGGCACAGGGCUUUGUUCAGACACAAAACAAACAAAUCCAUGAAAAUCAACACCCUCCCGCCCCCAAAACAGCAACAGAAAAGAACAAUACCCAAAUAUUUCCCCACAUACCCCACUGCCUUUGGGAUUUGCUUCCACAAGGAGUCCCUGCUACCCGUUGGGCAGCCGUUCCCUGGGCAGGCUGCUCCUCAGCAUGGUGGCUGGAGGGAUUCUUUUGUGUAUAGGCAGCAAGGGAUUGCUCUCCUUUCUCCCCACCUGCAAAAUUUAAGAACAGCUGCCAUCAGAACAGCAGUGUUUUUAAAGCCUUCCUUCACCCAGUGAAGAUUUUGCACAGAAACACUUGCCUCAUGGCACUGAGCCACGUUGCUGCGAGGAAAAGAGGUGGCCUGAGACACCACCGUUUUUGCUUUGAGCUUCCCUGUUUACUUCACAUUUGGGUGAGCACUGGGACACUUACAGGAGCAGAUUAAAAGCUGCACGUGAGGAGGAUCUGGGCACGAGGACACAGGUGUGUGCUGCCAUCCCAUCGCCAUUUGGGACACCUGUGGCAGCCCCACACCAUCUGGUGCAGGAGCUGAGCAGCCCUCGGCCCUGCUCUCCGGCUUGAGGUUAAUGCAAAACCGUGGGGUAGAAGGGAAUUGAAGAAUUAAAGACCUGCUGAUUUUGUAUGGGCGAGCACAAAGUCCUGCUCUGACGAAAGGCAGCGCUGCAGGAACAGCUAGGCUGAGCGCUGGAUGAGUUCAGAUUGCCAAGGAGAUUCAUGCCAAAUAUUUACCCUUUGGUGCGAUUAAACAACUCCAUCCAAAGUGCUGAAUGAAGGUGAAGUGCUUUUCCUCUGCAAACCUCAUUAUGGAGUCAACAUGCCUUCCUCUCCCCACUCGGCAACCCGGCCAGCAGGUUUGUUCCUUGUUACCUGCUGUUGUGAAUGAGGUUUGCUUUUGCUUGCUGUUUGCUCAUCCAUUUCAUGGGCUAACACUGUCGUGGGGUGGAGGGGGGGGGGAAGAGAAACCAUUUACAUCCUUGACAUCUUAAUUGAAUCUUUUUUAAAAGCUGCUAUAAUGCCCAGGGAGAGAUGGUCUGAAACACGUAUUGCAAACCCGUCUUGUGUCUCAAAUGGGCCCAGGCUGAGCUAGGACCACCUGUGCUGUGUUAGCACUCACAGCUCUGCUUCUGACUGCUUUUCUGCAUUUUACACACACUCAUUUCAAUUCAUGGAAAAGGGAGAACGGCCCACGUGGAGUGACUUUAUUAGAGCAGAGGCAAUUGUGGCAUCAUGAUCUGAAAACAGCGAGAAGCAGCUGGGGCCUGAUCCAAAGCCUUUAUCUUACCUCCUGAAAGGAAAGGAGCACAAAAACCACAGAACAGCAAGAUUAAAAAUUAGUUGCACCAUUAAUAAUGGACGGGGCACAGAGGGAAAUCCUGGGGAAAUCUCUUUAUAAGACAAUGAAUUCUGAGAAUUUUCUUCAGUGUGCUUCAAUCAGUUGUCCUCUUUUCUGAAGCUUCUUUCCCUAGUCUGAGCAUGAGAAUAUCUCAACUAUUGCAUGGUAUGAUUUCAAUUGGACUCAAAAACAGAUCUAAAAGCUCGAUUGUGAAGUUAUAUAUA
This is a messenger RNA of Centrocercus urophasianus (Greater sage-grouse), 8271 nucleotides long. Its product is annotated as lysophosphatidic acid receptor 6-like. NCBI's taxonomy places the organism in Eukaryota, Metazoa, Chordata, Aves, Galliformes, Phasianidae. Bases 1120 to 2058 code for a protein of 312 amino acids. Gene Ontology annotation, biological process: positive regulation of Rho protein signal transduction; phospholipase C-activating G protein-coupled receptor signaling pathway. The record is from RefSeq and is a predicted model, not a curated record. Gene Ontology annotation, molecular function: G protein-coupled receptor activity. The transcript has 3 exons. Gene Ontology annotation, cellular component: membrane.